Caenorhabditis auriculariae is the source of this 2834-nucleotide messenger RNA. The record is from the annotation of a GenBank genome assembly. NCBI's taxonomy places the organism in Eukaryota, Metazoa, Nematoda, Chromadorea, Rhabditida, Rhabditidae.
AUGGUCGAGAUGCGGUUGUAAGUUUUUUUUUUGUAUUCAAUAAUUGUUUAAGUUUUUUUAGAUACAAAAUUCAAUAUUUGUAUAAAAAAAUGUAGAAUCAAGUUCUAAGCUUCAUAAGCUACAAUUUUUUUCUCAAAAAGGAUUACAAUAAACUUUUUUUAUCCGGUCGUUCCUGAAAAUAUGUUUUGGCUGUUUAUUUCAAAGCAAAUGAGCUCAAAACAGGUUUUAAAGUUUUUUCUAUUCUUUUUUGAAACCGUUCCGGGUAUCUAAAGAAGCUUAGCAGGGAUUUUAUGAUUUCAGAGUUUUCUAUUUCAAAUUUAACGAAACUUUGAUAUUUCAACUUCAGGUGGAACCCCCAUGUGAAACUUAUUGAAGAUGGCAAUGUAUCUACCAGGUAAGAGUUUGCAAAAAUUUGUUCAGCUUUUUUUAUAAAAAUUGAAGCUCGGAAUCAAAUGAUUUUUCUUUGAAUUUUUCAAAUUUUUAGUGGCAUAUUUUUGAUAAAUGUUUGAUAGUUGUUGAGUGGCCGGUGGCUCUAGAAAAAAAUCUGAAAGCUUUUUCGAGUAAAGGAAGUAUAUUCAUAUAUCAAAAUUGCUUCAAGUUUUUUUCAAUUUCAGCUCACACGAUACAAGUAAUCCGGCUGGAAAGAAAAAAGACGACUUGCAUACUAUGAAGUAAUUGUUCAACAAAGUAAAAACUAACCUAUGAGGAUUUAGAUCUGUUGUGGCCGCUCUUGAAACCAUCGCGAUAAUGCUUUGCUGUGGUGUGUUUCUCAUGUUAUUGUAAGUGAAUCUGUAUAUUUUAUUCAAAAAGAGAGGGUUUUAAGGCUUCUCUGUGCUCUAUCGAGAGGGUCGAGUUUAAUGAAUGAGGAAAAAGCCGUUGCGCCAGUUCUUCCGCCCGAUGGAAUUUUCUCAGAAUUCAUGAUUUUCUCAGAAAAGUCAGUGAAAAUGUUCUCACUGUUUCAAUACAAGUGUAUCACAGGAACAGCCGGAAAUACGGCUCAAAGGAUGAAGUCACGAAAAGAUUGGACGCCUAUAAAAGCCAUUCUGAAAGAAUCGAGACGUGGAAAGUUUCGAAAGAGCACGGAAAUGUCGAAUAUGGUCACAAUGAUCUCUCUGAUUGGACCGACGAAGAAUUCGAGAACAGUUUGAUGUCCAAGUCUUUCUACCAGCGCCUUCGGAAAAACGAGUUCUUGAAGCCUGUUCCGGAGUCCUUGGCUCAGAUGAAAGGUACUUUUCCAGAAAUUUCUGAAUUGAAAAAGUAAAGAAGAAAAACAUUUUAAGAUUUUCGUAUUCAAAAAUCGAUUUCGAAGGAUUGAAAUAUAUGUCUUGAUGAUUGAGCUCUUUGAUUCCGCUCUUCUCUAUCUCGAGUUUCAAUGCAAAAUUAUACUUUAAGGAGAAGCUGGAGCACCUUUCCCCGACUACUUCGACUGGCGUGACCGAAACGUUGUUACUCCAGUCAAAGCUCAAGGUUCCUGUUCCUUACUAUAUGUUUCUAAUGAAUAGUUUCAGGAAAAUGCGGCAGUUGCUGGGCCUUUGCUUCCACCGCCACUGUUGAAGCUGCUUGGGCCAUCGCUCACGGCGAAAAGAGAAACCUUUCCGAACAAACUCUCCUUGAUUGCGAUUUGGACGACAACGCUUGCGAUGGUGGCGACGAGGAUAAGGCAUUCAGGUGCGUCUUUUUGAUAAAAAUUAGUGAUAAGAAAAGGCAAUUUGAGGUUCAUCCACCGAAAUGGUUUGGCCUACGCCGCGGACUUGCCUUAUGUGGCUCAUCGACAAGAAACUUGCCGUGUGAGCAGCAACUGGAACACAACUAAGAUCAAGGUGAUUAUAAUCUGUCUACAACUUUUGAGGCUUUUGGGGUCAAAGUUUAAUGACAAGAUUGGAGUUCAAAAGGAUCGUAUAGUUUCGGAACAAUUAUUCAAAAGGAUAAGUGCCUUGAGAAUUUUAUUCAUACGCACUGAAAAUUUCAGCAUCGCCUUAACGUCAAAGAAAAAAAAAAGCAUAGUUAGUCUACAAUUGAAAGUAUAAGAGAUGAGCUUUAGACGACAGCUCUAACAGCUCUCAGAAAACCUACAAAGAAAAAUUUUUUUACCACCUGAUUGAGCUUUUGAUGAUUCUUUGAAGCAUAUUCAGGACCUUCUGAUUUUGGAUCAAGUAAAAAAAAUUUCGCAAUGGAUCUUUUUUCUAGUUACGAAGCUUCAAAGUGAGCAAAUUAUGACAAAAAGCGCUUUUUCAAGGUUUUAAAGGGUCCUACCUCGAAAACGAGAUCUAUUGCGAGAAAUUUUUUGGGGUGAAAAGCUUUUUAGUUUCAAAAAGCAAAAAUCUAAAUAAAAGAGAUAAACAUGAUGGUGGUUAGAAACUGAAAAUUCAAACAAAAUUCGAAAAAAACGAAUCAAAAAAAUUGUCAUGUUGAGUGUCCUGAAGAAACAUUUAUUCAUUUUUCCAAAAAAAAAAAUAUUUUUAGGCUGCUUAUUCCCUGCACCAAGACGAAGAAUCGAUCAUCAACUGGCUUGUCAACUUCGGUCCCGUUAACAUUGGAAUGGCUGUCAUCCAACCAAUGAGAGCUUACAAGGGCGGCGUUUUCACACCCUCUGCUGAAGCUUGCAAAAACGAGGCGAGUCGAACAAAACUUUCCAAGAAAUAUAUUGAUUCAAGGUGAUUGGACUCCAUGCACUGCUGAUUACUGGCUACGGAACUUCGAAAGACGGUGAGAAGUAUUGGAUCGUGAAGAACAGUUGGGGCGACACCUGGGGCGUCGAGAACGGCUAUAUCUACUUUGCUCGUGGCAUCAACGCCUGUGGAAUCGAAGACGAACCAAUCGGAAUAUUGGCUUAA